UCGGAAAUCGGAACACAUUUGUUUGUGGUACUCCAGUCCUUACCUCGGCGUCGACUCGUACGUUUAAAUCUAGCUCCACUUAUACCGGAGAUACGACACCCCCAGAGUUUGCGUACACGCGCACGUCCGCAAUGGAGCGCGAGGCGUGGCUGCUAUGUGCAGCGCUCGCCGCGGCGAUGGUCUACUACUACUACUACUACCUCGCCUGCACGACGCGCCGCGCACAGCGGCGUCUGCCUCCUGGGCCGACGCCGCUGCCGGUGAUCGGCAACGUGCUCAGCCUGAGCGGCGACAUGCACCACGAGCUUGCGCGCCUCGCACGGGAGCAGUACGGGCCCGUGAUGACGCUGAAGCUGGGCCUCUUCACCGCCGUGGUCGUCUCCUCGCCCGACGCGGCGAGGGAGGCGUUCACCAAGCACGACCGGCGCCUCGCGGCGCGCACGGUGCCGGACAUCAGCCGCGCGCGCGGGUUAACCGGCCGGUCCAUGAUAUGGCUGCCGAGCUCCGACCCGCGCUGGAAGACGCUGCGCAGCGCGGUGGCCACGCACUUCUUCUCGCCACGGAGCCUCGCCGCUGCCCGCGGCGUCCGCGAGCGCAAGGUGCGGGACAUCGUCAACUACUUCGCCGGGCACGCCGCGGAGGUGAUCGACGUCGGCGAGGCCGUGUACGGCGGCGUUAUCAACAUCGUGUCGAACGCCUUCUUCUCCGCCGAUGUGGUUGACGUCGGCAAGGAGUCGGCGCACGGGUUACGGGAAACAUUGGAGGACAUCAUCUUGGCGAUCGCGAAGCCGAACGUCUCCGACCUUUUCCCCUUCCUCCGCCGGCUCGACCUGCAGGGAUGGCGUCGCUGGGCGGAGAAGCGCUACGACAAGGUGUUCGGCAUCUUAGAUGACAAAAUCAACAGCCGCUUGGCCGACGCCGACGCUGACGCCUCGACGAAGAAGCACGGCGACUUCCUGGACUCCCUCCUCGAGCUCAUGUCCGCCGGCAAGAUCGCCUGCGACGACGUGACCACCGUAAUGUUUGACGCCUUCGGCGCCGGGACCGACACGAUCUCCAACACGGUGGUCUGGGCAAUGGCGGAGCUACUCCGCAACCCGAGCAUAAUGGCGAAGGUGCGCGCGGAGAUGGAGGACGUCCUCGCCGGCAAGAAAACCAUCGAGGAGAACGACACCGAGAAGCUGCCGUACCUCCGGGCCGUGAUAAAGGAGGCAAUGCGGCUUCACCCGGUGGCGCCGAUCCUCCUGCCUCACCGGGCGGCGGAGGACGGCGUGGAGAUCGGCGGCUACGCCGUGCCGAAGGGCUCGACUGUGAUAUUCAAUGUGUGGACUAUCAUGCGAGACCCUGCAGCGUGGGAGAGGCCGGAGGAGUUCAUGCCGGAGAGGUUCCUGCAAAGAGCAGAGGUGGAUUUCCGAGGUAAAGACUUCGAGUUCAUCCCGUUCGGGGCCGGAAGGAGGCUGUGCCCGGGGUUGCCGAUGACAGAGCGCGUCGUGCCAUUCAUUUUGGCGUCGCUGCUUCAUGCGUUCGAGUGGAGGCUCCCUGUCGGUGUGGCAGCGGAGACUUUGGAUCUUAGUGAGAAGUUUACUACUGUCAAUGUUCUUGUUACUCCACUCAAGGCCAUCCCCAUACUUGCCUCUCAUCAAAUUUAAGUGUAGUAGUGGUACGUACUAGGAUACUAGCAUACUGUCUGCAUGUUCACGAGAAUAGGUUUACUUCACAGUUUAAAUGUCAAAUAAAACUAUUAGAAGAUACUACUGCCACUUCUCUUAUUCUUCAACAACCCCGGUACUUCAAUCCCUAUCAAUUCUUGCAACCUUUAAGUUUCAAGCUACGCAACGCUAUGCAUAUUAGUGGUAGCAUAUUAAAUUCGGUAUAUCACAUAUAUACAUAAACACACACGGCGAGAAUACCGCAUAUCAGUUCCUAAACGGAGAUAAAUUCUCAAAUAAGGAUAGGGUCAGCAGACAAGAAAGGAGUUACUACCGACUAAGAGCAAGAACAAUAGCAGACUAUAAGACGGUUAUAAGCACAUGAAGGAGGGAUUAGAGAGGAGAGAGAAGAAAAGUGGGUUAUAAAUUUGAUUUUGGAAGGCUGUUUUAGGUUCUUCUCCCGGCAUCAUUCUGAUUUGGUGGUAUCCUGCUCUCAAGUCCAGUUUGGAGAACCACUUUGAACCAUGUAAUUCAUCCAACAAUUCUUCUAUAAUAGGAACAGGAUAUUUGCUCUUGA
Oryza sativa Japonica Group (Japanese rice) is the source of this 2226-nucleotide messenger RNA. Its product is annotated as cytochrome P450 76M5-like. Lineage: Eukaryota; Viridiplantae; Streptophyta; Magnoliopsida; Poales; Poaceae. Gene Ontology annotation, molecular function: oxidoreductase activity, acting on paired donors, with incorporation or reduction of molecular oxygen; monooxygenase activity; iron ion binding. The record is from RefSeq and is a predicted model, not a curated record.